GUCGAGUUUCUAAUGAAUUCCCUGCUUCCUAUUAUAUGAUGUGAUAUCUGUCAUUUUAUAGGAAUUGUGAAGUGGACAUAAAGACCUAAAUGGUUUCUAUUGUGGUCACUGGCUUUAGGACGACACAGGAGUCAUUUUUAUUUCUUGAAUAUAGUUUGAGAAGCUUCUAGGCAUUAUAUGUUUUGUUCGUUCUAUAAUGUAGCGCCCAUCUUUCUUUUUUUUUCACUUUAAAGGUUUUGAAUGUGAUGAUAGUUAUUUGUUGCGCUGAGCUUGGUGCGGAUGGUUUGCCAAAUGCAUUCUCUAUUUGUUGAAUUAUGGCUGUGUGGAAAUAUUUGGUAUGUUUGUUUGAGACUUUGAGUUGUCUUCUGAAAGAAUGGAAAUCAUUGGUUUGAUUUAUUCAAGGUCCUGUUCUGUAAAUUAUCUCAGGUUCAACUUCUGUAAAUUAAGUCUUCUCUGUUUCUUAAUGAUAUGACGGUGCCAGCUUGUUUAUACGGUUAUACAUAAAUCAAUCAAUCUAUAGGCCCAACUAAACCAUCAUAUUUGACUGUGACAAUGUUUAUUUGCUAUUCAUAUUUUACUUCAUUUUUGCUAGUGUGGAUUCUUUUCAUGGUCCAAUACGGACAGCUCUGUUGAUUUUCCUUAUUGGCAUCACAAAUUCUUUGGUUUAUUGAUCUUAGGAUUUUCUGCUUGUUGAUCUCAUACACCAGCACCUUGUGAAUAUUUUGGGCCACUGAGUGCAUUAUUCUGAUAUAUAUUGAAUCAUAUCAACAAGUUCACCUAUCCCUUUUUAAUUUUAUGGAUGUAUAUUGGGCUUAUCGACUGCACAUUGGAUGUUCUUGCAACGGGAAAGUUUUGGGGCUAUUUCAUAUAUGUUCAUUUUUGCUAGUAACUUCAAUGUCCUUGUAGCAGGUUGAAAAGGGCUAUUUGAUCAAAUCAGAAUGUCAUCUCCAAGUAAGAGAAGGGAAAUGGAUGUAAUGAAACUGAUGAUGAGUGACUAUACUGUGGAGACAAUAAAUGAUGGGCUUAAUGAAUUCAACGUGGAGUUCCAUGGUCCAAAAGAAAGUCUUUAUGAGGGGGGAGUCUGGAAAAUUCGUGUUGAACUUCCUGAUGCUUAUCCAUACAAAUCACCUUCCAUUGGAUUUGUGAACAAGAUAUUCCACCCAAAUGUUGAUGAGCUAUCUGGCUCUGUAUGCCUGGAUGUUAUUAACCAAUCAUGGAGUCCAAUGUUUGAUCUUUUGAAUGUCUUUGAAGUGUUUCUUCCGCAACUGCUGCUCUAUCCGAAUCCUUCAGAUCCUCUCAAUGGUGAUGCAGCAUCAUUAAUGAUGAAGGAUCGAAAGUUGUAUGAUCAAAAAGUUAAGGAGUAUUGUGAGCGGUAUGCGAAGAAGGAAAACAUUACAAACUCUGCAGCUGAUGAGGAGAGUGGAGAUGAGGAUGAGAUCAGUGAAGAGGAAAGUGAAUCAAGUGAAGAUGAUAUUCCGAGCCAUGCUGAUCCCUGAGAAGACUGUAGUAAUGGUCAUAGUUAUAAACCUCUUAAAAACAUCCAUGUAGUGCCAAUGAUAGCCUUAUUGCCUGCUUAAUUAUAAAAUGUAGGAUUAUAUAUAAUUUGCCGCCUGUAAAACCACACUUCCUGAUUCCUGUACUCAAUUAAGUAGGGUAUAUUUCAGCUAAAGGAAGACAAGCAAUCUGUAAUUUACAUGUAACUCAGUCUUGUUUCUUCUCUUGUUCUGCUGUUUGGU
This is a messenger RNA of Neltuma alba, 1736 nucleotides long. Its product is annotated as ubiquitin-conjugating enzyme E2 4. The transcript is spliced from 6 exons. The coding region runs from base 939 to 1496 and encodes 185 amino acids. The record is from RefSeq and is a predicted model, not a curated record. NCBI's taxonomy places the organism in Eukaryota, Viridiplantae, Streptophyta, Magnoliopsida, Fabales, Fabaceae.